AUGCUUAAUCAUUCGCUCUCUCCUCCAUUAUAAAGCUAAUCCUCUUAAAAUGCAUUAACGGUUCUACCGCCUUCUGCUAAUAUUUCAGCAAAAUAGAAAAUUCAUGUGUCAAAUUUACCUCUUAACAUUACUGCUCAUCAUUUGUAAUAAGCAUUUUAAACUUAUGGACAUAUUAUAGACAUUAGGAUAAUUAGGAAAACUCCAAAUGGGCUUCCACUUAAUUUAUCGUGUUAUGCAUUUAUUGCAUUUGCUGAUAACGAAUCAGCCGAAAAAGCUAUAAAGGAUGGUGGUUUAGCUGAUUGGAGUGUCAAACCUUAAAUUGAUAAAUAAAUGGUUGUUAAGUAGAGAUCUCGUUCAAGAUCGAGGUCAUAAGAGAAACAUAGAUAAGUGAUUACAAGUGGUCAUAUUAUUCCAUUAGAACAAUCCCCAAAAAUAUAAAUCCAACUAUACGUGAGGGAAUUAUUUGUUAAUGGUAUAUCGAAGAACUACGAUGAACCACGAAUUAGAUAGAUUUUUUCUUAAUUUGGUUCUAUAGAGAGGAUUGAUCUGUAUCCGAAUAAGCAUAAUAUAUUUAACAGUUAUAUAAAAUUUUUUACUAUAGAAUAAGCUAUUUAUGCUUUUUAAAAUUUGGAUAGUAUAUAGUAAUAGUUUUCUACUCAAAUAAAAAUAUAUUUUUCCGAUCCUAUCAAAAGACAUAAUAUAGUUGGAAAUAAUUUAUAAAAUGAAUCAUAAUCUAAACUUUCAUCAGUAUUAUUUAUAUUUUUUCCUCCGAAUUCAAAUAAAAAAGUCGAUCAUGCAUUUUUAUUAGAAAUUUGUUAAAAUAAUAAAUGUCGCCCUCUCCUUUGGAAUUACUAUCAAUAAGAUUCUAAUUAUAAAUCCUACACUCUCCUCUAAUUUAAAGAUACUCACCAAGCAAUUCAGAUGAGAACAUACUUGCAAUAAAACGCCGCAAAUCUUCUAGGAGAUCCAAAAUGUGAAGUGGGAAUAGUCUCAAUUCCUACACCUCAACAAUUUUAACCUCAACUGCCCAUAAUGAUACAAUAAUAGUAAUUUACAAAUAACGUCAUGAUGCCUCAACAAAUCCCACCCCAAAAACUUCAGAUGCCCUACCAAAUCCCAGCUUAUCCUAUACAAUAAUAAUAGCCAAUUAUAUACCAAUAGAUGCAUCAUCAUCAUCAUCAAAUAUAAAACAAUGAAUAGAGGAUAGAACAAUAGUAAUUUAUGGAUCCAACCAAAUUCUUUUUCCAUCAAACUCCAACUUAAAGUGAGCCAAAAUCUAGGUCCAACAACCCUUAAUAAGAUUCAACUUAAUAAAACGGAAAUUAGGAAAUUCUAGAUGGAUUCUUGAACUUUUCUUAAAGUUAAUAAAGAUAAGAUUUAAACGUUUUUUGGAGUGGUUUUAUGUAUAGAAGUAAGAGCCACAGGGUGGGAGUGGAUGCCUUUUGUGUAGAAUCAGAUGUAAUAUUUCUCUAAAAUGAAUAGCCUCCUAUACAGAUGAGUCCAUAGAUAUAAGUUAACUACAAGGGGAAUUUCUCUGAUGCUAAAAAAUGUGCUAAUGAUUCAUUUAAAUUCAUUUUAUGUCCUUCGGAUUAAACUUAGCAUGGUGCUUUCUAAGAAUAUAUUGAUUACUUUCUAGAUAAAAAGAAGAUCGGGGUGGCUUAAUUAGGAAAUGGAGUGCUAUAUUUGUUGCCACCAUGUGAAAUUGCUAAUUCUAUUAUGAGUAUUUCGGGUUUGGAACUGUUAGCAAUAUUUUCUGAGGAAAAAAAGAAAGCGUUAAAUUAUAGCGUAGAUUAUCAAUGA
Paramecium tetraurelia is the source of this 1800-nucleotide messenger RNA. RefSeq lists its product as uncharacterized. The record is from RefSeq and is a predicted model, not a curated record. The transcript has 7 exons. Gene Ontology annotation, cellular component: nucleoplasm; ASAP complex; cytoplasm. Gene Ontology annotation, molecular function: RNA binding. Lineage: Eukaryota; Ciliophora; Oligohymenophorea; Peniculida; Parameciidae. Gene Ontology annotation, biological process: mRNA splicing, via spliceosome.